AUGAAUUCUGAAUUUGUUUUAGAAUAAUUAGCUCUUGGUAAACGAAUAGAUGGUCGAGAUCCCUUAUAAUAAAGAAUGAUUUAAUGUCAUUUCGGACCUUAGAGUACUGGGGCAGUUGAAUUAAGUCUAGGUGAAACAAGAGUAUCAAAUAAUAAUUAAAUUUAAUUAAGGUAUUUGCAACAACUAGUGCCUCAAUUACAACACCCAAUCCAAUAAGACCAUCAGAAGGUUUCCUUAAAUUUCAUUUGGAUUUAUAAGUAUUGAGAGAUACAGGAUAUAUGCAUAAUCCAAUUAAAUUGGGCAUGGAAAUUGAAAAAUAUAUUGAAAAAGUAAUUAAAGGAUCUAAGUAUAAAAUUUAUUAAAUAAAGAGCUCUUGAUACUGAGUCUUUAUGUAUUUUAUCUGGCAAAAAUGUUUGGUCUAUAGAUGUAAAUGUAGCCUUAAUUAAUAAUGAUGGUAAUCUAUUAGAUGCUAUGUAUCUAUGUUGUAUUUUCUCAUUACAGCAUUUUCGAAGACCAUAAGUAAGUGUUUCUCUUUAGGGAGUAAAAGUAGAAAUUGAAAAGAGAUUGGUACCAUUAAGUAUACAUCAUAUUCCUUUGAGUCUCACAUAUGCAAUCUUAGAAUUGAAUGAAUAAACAAUUCUCUUAUAAGACCCAUGUGUAUUAUGUUUUAUAGAUUUUUUAGUUAGAAGAAGAAGCUAUAUAGAAUGGAAGAAUAACUUAUAGUGUAAACAUUUAUAAUGAUAUAUGUCAUGUGCAUAAACCUGGAGGAUCACCUUUUAAUAUUUCAAUUUUAUAAUAAUUGACAACUGUAACAUUGAUGAAAUCAAAGCCAUAUACAGAAGAAAUAAGAAAUCUUUUAAUUAAUAAUAAGGGUUUCCCUACAGAGAAGACAAUUACUUUGUUCAAAUUUGAAUUACCUAAAUAAACAAGUGAUGCCAUAUAGGUUGAGUAAUUAGAGUAAUUGUAUAAUUAAUGA
Messenger RNA from Paramecium pentaurelia, 976 nucleotides. Lineage: Eukaryota; Ciliophora; Oligohymenophorea; Peniculida; Parameciidae. The record is from the annotation of a GenBank genome assembly.